Molecule: messenger RNA, 2567 nt
Organism: Acanthopagrus latus (yellowfin seabream)
Lineage: Eukaryota; Metazoa; Chordata; Actinopteri; Spariformes; Sparidae
Product: beta-taxilin-like
Exons: 11
Coding region: 122-2134 (670 amino acids)
Molecular function (GO): syntaxin binding
Source: RefSeq, a predicted model, not a curated record
GUCGUUUGGCUCGUCAGCAGGACCCUCCUCCACCUCCCUCCCCCCCCUCUCUCCUUCCUCUGCCUCCGUCCGUCUCUUCUUCACGUCCUCUCCUUCACACCACUGAUCCUGAGCUCUGAGGAUGGAGACAUCAGUGAAAGCAACUGAGGUGUUGGUGCCGCCCCAGUCGGACAUGGCUUCCUCCUCCUCCUCCUCCUCUCCGGACACUGUUGGUGAGGCGGCAGCUCCUCCUGCAGCCUGCGGCUCCUCCUCCGUCAACCCGAUGGAGGAGUUCAACAGGCGGCUGGAGGACAUCAUCAGCACCUACGGAUCUGCAGCCAGCGCGCUGGACAAACAGAGUCUGAUGGAGGUGGAGUCAGAAAAGACGAAGACGGAGGCAAAGGCUGACAUCGCGGUUGCCAUGGAGAAAGAAGAGUCUCUCAUCAUGCAGAGUCUGAAAAAUAUCUCUUCUCCAGAAAAGAAACUGAAGGAGCUGGUCAGGAAAUACGCUGAACUGGCAGCCUUGCGGCACAGUGAUGAGAAGAAGCUGUGUGUCCUGCAGCAACUGCAGGCUGAAAGUCAGCGCAGCAUCACAGCCCGCAGCAAGCUGGAGACUCUGUGCCGAGAGCUGCAGGGACACUACGACACACUGAGGGAAGAGACCCUUCAGCGCUGCAGGGAGGAUGAGGAGAAGAGACAAGAGAUGGCCAGCCACUUCCAGGCGAAGCUGACGGAAAUCCAGGCCCAGAUCGAGCAGCACAGCGUCAGAAACGACAAGCUGUGCCACGAAAACACCAACCUGACCAACAAACUGGAGGGUCUCAUGAACCAGUGCGAGCUGAGGGAGGAGAGUUUGGAGAAGAUCAACGACCGCCGCGACCUGCAGCAAAAACUGACCGACGCCAAACUGCAGCAGGCCAACGCUCUGCUGGCCGAGGCCGAGGAGAAACACAAGAGAGAGAAAGAAUACUUGCUUAGGGAGGCUAUUGACAAAACAAAGAAAUGCUUCGCUAUGAAGGAGCAGGAGCUGGCCAUGAAGAAGAAGCUGACGCUGUACGCUCAGAAGUUCGACGAGUUUCAGGCGACUCUGGCGAAAAGCAACGAAAUCUACACCCGCUUCAAGAAGGAGAUGGACAAUAUGUCAGAUAAGAUGAAGAAAAUGGAUAAAGAGUCAAAUCUGUGGAAGCAGAGGUUUGAGAACUGCAACAAGGCUCUGACGGACAUGAUUGAGGAGAGAGCAGAAAAAGCCAGAGAGUACGACCUGUUCGUCCUGAAGAUUCAGAAGCUGGAGAAGUUGUGUAAUAUCCUCCAGCAGGAGAGGGUCGUCCUCUAUGCCAAGAUCAAGCAAGUCCGCACCGCCAACUCCAACAUCCCAGCGAGGGUGUUUGGCAGCUCUAACCCUGAUGAUGUCCCUGAUGUUGAAGAUGCUGAUAAAUCCGCCCCGCUGACCCCUGUGGAGCUCCAGGAGAUCCAGGAGGACGACCCGGUCCUAACAGAGGACAUGAGCCGUCUGCGGGAGCAGCAGACCAAGCUGCAGGAGUUUGCCGACUCCUUGUUGGCUUCCACCAGUGACAACGACGAUGAAAAGGAGAAGGAUGAUUUGGACACUGAAGAGGAUUUGAUGGCUUCUGCAUUCGGCCAGUUCACAACCAAAACUAAGGUCAAGAAGGAGGUGGUUUCGGUCCCUGAGCAGGUCGCGGAAGUGAUCCCAAAGCCAGCCGUGUCGCCACCAGAAGCUCUAACACCUGUGGAGAACGCUUCUGAAACGACGCCCGCAAACACAAAACAAGAAGCAGCACAAGUUCGUCCCCAGGUGGAGGAGAAAGAGGCGGAACCAGUGAAACCGGCUGAGGAGAUCCAGCAGAAGCCCGCUGAAGCGACGUCAGAUCCUGAGAGAGUCGAGACCAAUCCACCAGCUGACCUGAAGACAGAAGCCGUAGAGGCUGAGAUGUCAGUCGAGACCGGCGAGGUCAAACCAGUGGUCCCAGUGGAAGAGGAGAAGGUCCAGGCUGAACCAGCACAAGUGCCAGAAGAAGCAUCAACCAAGACAAAGUCGGAAAAAUCACCCGAAGCGACUGCCUCCUCCAAUGCCAGCUCUUCUAAGAAGCAAACACCAAAGAAGAAGAAGAAGAGGACCGCCAAGAACGCGAGCUAAAGCUGACGACGUGCAGGAGGCUGUGUGUGGUGUUACUUGAGAAUAGUGCGUGUGGUUGUGUAGCUGAAACUUUGUGGAGGUUUUGUGCCUUUUGUAACGGUUUAAAUCUUUAGUUUGUCCCAAACGGCACAGCUGAAGUUUGCAAUAUUGUUUCCUCAAGAUUCGGCGUUGCCAGAUGAGGACGGACAAAUAAAGCAACUGUAUUUUCCAGUUUAAACUUCUGAAUGAAGGCGAGGUUUGGUCUCAGGGUGGGAAUGAAACGUCUUACUGAAGUACAAUAAAGUCUGUUUCUGCCAGAAAACUCUUGUUUCAACAAAAGUGCCAUACAGAGUAAAAGUGUCCAAAACACUGAAAAACUAAUCAUUGGUUGUAUCUAUGGAGUCAACCCAUGAUGCAUUACAGUAACUCCAAUAAAGAGAUUUCGACAAUUUUA